UCUACAGACACAAUUGGGCCAACAAAAUGACUCGUCCUUCAUUCAGCUCUCAUUGCCAGAGUGUUGUUUGGAUACUUUUUGAUAAAUUUAAAUAGACGCUUUGCUAUAAUAUCAUAAAUGAACAAUCUGGCGCACUCUAUUCCCCCGAUACUAAGCUGGAAAUUCCCUUAAUAGUUUUAAAGUACCUCCCCCUCAAUCUGUGGCCCGUCACUUAUCUGUUGGCCCAGUCCUGCCAGUGGAAGGGGGGCUGCAAAUGUUGAAUGAAAGCGAAAGUCAAUGUGGGGGAAAAAGCUUCGCUUUGCUCUGGCAAAGCUCUCUCCUCAAGUCGAGUCGUCCUGGCGUCGGGUAUCCUGCACGACGACGACUUUUGACUCCGCCGAACUCUGCUGUGGACUCUCCGGGAUGCCAUGGAAACUUUUUCACCGCCACAGUCUUCCGUAGUCCUGUCGAGUAAUGUGCGCCGUUGAGGAACAGUUUUUGCACGCCAAAAUUUGAGUUUAUUUUUUGGACUCUUUUUUGUUUGUCCCCCCCGACACACUCACACACACACGCGCACACACAUACCACACUCAUACACUCUUCACACACAGUCACAAAAAAUAUCAACAAAUACUAUGAUUUCAAUAAUAUAAUAAAAGAAAAGAAAUUAAAAGAGCAGAGCACAAAACGCGGGCAACAUUUUUAAACAAAUUUUACAACAACCGACGAAAAAAUAUAUAAAAGAAACAAAAAUCUGGCGAAAUACAACAAAUAUUUGCUAAAAGUGUUAUUUGAUAAAUUAACAAAAAAUAAAUAAAUUUAAAUAAAAACGAAAAAACGAAAAAAAAUCGACGGCGGAAACAGCAAUAAAUACCAGCAAAAUAUGCAAAAUAGUUCUAACUGUAAAUUACAGUGCCUUCUAUAAAAUAAACAACGUCGCUAUCACCACCACCAAAAACCCCACUCAACAACAGCAACAGCAAUAAAAACAGCAACAAAAAGCAGCAACAGAAGCAGCAGCAGGAGCAGCAUCAGCCCAGAAAUUUCGUUAAGCAAAACACGCAGCACCUUUAGUAUGAAAUGAGGCGGCCAGACAAACGCAUCGACAACGAAGAUCGAACACGUAUACGGCUAAGGAUUGGAAUACGACGGUUACGGGAAGCAUGAACAGCAACAGCCUGCAGCAAUGGUGGGAGCACACGUACCGCCGGCAUCAUCUCGAGCCGAACAACGACCUCGACACCACGGAGUUGCACUACGCGCUCCUCGAGCAUAACCAGCUAGGUGGCAGCACUGGAACCCUGCCCACGGACCUGGAGGGCUCGGCGACGGACUUUGAUUACGGCAACUUUAGCCUGAUCAAUCCGUAUGACCUUGACGCUGCUGGCGGCGAUUCGGAGAAUGCCAUAUCCUCGCUGACGCUCCUCCUUCUGGCCGUCAGCUAUGGUCUCGUGGUCUUUGGCGGCGUCGUUGGAAACUCCACCCUGGUGCUCACCCUUUGCUCGGCCUCCUCGGUUCGACUGCGGAAUCCCCUACUGCUGGCCGUGUGCAUUGCCGAUCUGCUGGUCACGGGCAUUUCGGCGCCCGUCACGCUCUUGAAUCUGGCCAUGAACCGCAGGACGAGAUCGCUGCCGCUGGUGCUCUGCAAGGUCAUACAUUACAUCCAGGUCAUGCCCGUGGCGGCCAGCACCAUCUCCUUUUUCAUGCUCUCCCUGGACCGCUAUGCCACCGUUAAGCAUCCUCGUUUGGCCCAGCUGCGGCAGCGUCGAUAUCUGCACGUCUCCCUGGCCUUGAUCUCUUGGCUGGCCUCGGCGGCCAUCAGUACGCCGUUCCUGUUCGCCUACAAGAUCAUAGCCAAGUCGGUGAUCAUCAAGGGAGUUGGUAGCACGAACGCCAGCACUACACCGAAUCCCGUUAGCAUCAGCUGCACCUCUGAUCUGGGGGCCAAUGCCAUGUUCAUGUCGUUCAUCAUCUUCCACACGAUAGCCGUGUUCGUGCUGCCCGGGGUGGGGGUGCUGCUCAAUCACUACGGGGUGCGGCGCAAGCUCUGCGCCCUGUCGCUGACGGCUCGAGCGGCCCACGGGGAGCUGCCCCUGCCCAUGCCCAUCCUGCGACGACAGACGCACAUGGUGAUUGUGACGGGUUGCGCCAAUGCCCAGCAGGCGGCCUGUGGAGGCCCCACCACCGUGGACGAUACCUCGAAUGGGAAUGGCACUGGCGGCGGUGGGCAAAUGGCCGUGAGUCCCGGGGACAUACAAAUGCACACGUUACAGCCUCGCCUGCCGGGAUCUGGUUCGGCCCUUGAGCCGGGCUCGUUUCGUUCCAGCAACCCCAUAUCGCCCAGGGCCAUGAGGGAGAUACGGGCCCACUCGCAGCGCCAGCGGAUACAUCGGGCUGGGAGGGGUCCGGCCACGCCUGGCAUACCGCUGCCACAGACCUCGACGCUGAGGUCACGCCGUCACUUGGCCAACAUGCUGAUCGCCUCCGCCUUAAUCUUCAUCGUUUGCUGGGCCCCGCAUGUCUUUUGCAUAUUCUAUAAGAAUUUCGGCUACAAGCAAUACUGCAGCAAAUCCUCUGUCUACUUCAGUCUGUUGUUGGGGUAUUUCUAUUCGGCCAUCAGUCCGGUCAUCUAUUGGGCGCUCAAUCACAAUUCGCUUCGACAAUCGCCCUGUGCGCCCAUCAUACGGCUGCGCUCCAUGCAAAAUUUCCUGAGAUCGCGCUUCCGGACGCACACGGUGCCCCCACCGCCAUCGUCCACCAAUGAGGCGGCCCUGGGUGCAUUCAAUCCGAAACUGAUCAAGCUGACACCGAAACAGUAUAGAGCUCAGGCUUCUUCGCAUUAUCUCUACUAGUGUGAUACUAAACUAAAAAAACUUGAUAUACAUAUAUAUAGUAUAUAUAUACAUACGUAUAUAAUAUAUUUUUUACUUACGACCUGAUCCUCAAGAGUCCUGUCUAGCCCCCUGCCCUACGCUCCCUACCAGAACCCAACCAAAAACGAACUAUCUAGAUGUUUUUCAAAAGCUCUACGCAAUUAGUUGGCAAAACCUACUACAAUAUAUACAUAAUAUAUACAUACAUAUAUACAAAUACAUAAUACAUAGGGCAUAUAUAUAUGUGGUUGCGGCCACUCAUAGCAGUGUUAGUUGACGCUUAUUUACACUACGAUGUUGUGCGCCUAAAGCUAUGCAAUAAAAGGAGAAACCGAAACCUGUCGGAUAUGAAAGAUGAAUGAUAGACGGAAAACCAAAAGCAAAACUCUUCUAGUGACUUGUUCGAAAUGUUGUUUAGUCUUUUAAGAACCGAAACGAAACGAAAAAAA
Molecule: messenger RNA, 3301 nt
Organism: Drosophila pseudoobscura
Lineage: Eukaryota; Metazoa; Arthropoda; Insecta; Diptera; Drosophilidae
Product: kiSS-1 receptor
Exons: 5
Coding region: 1143-2831 (562 amino acids)
Biological process (GO): neuropeptide signaling pathway
Cellular component (GO): plasma membrane
Molecular function (GO): neuropeptide receptor activity
Source: RefSeq, a predicted model, not a curated record